UGUUAACACGCACUGCAUUAAUAGCAGCUGUCAAACUCAUGGUAUCCUCCUGCCCCCCGGGCGCCUGGGAGCUCUGCUGAAGUCUCCACUGCGCAUGUGCGAGCGCUGGACAGCUCCAGAGAGGGAAAUUUAAAAACGGUUUUUGGAGAAUCAAGUGCAACACAGUGAAAUACAGUACAGGGGCUCCGACCAGCUCACACUUUCUUCAAUAUCAUCCAAAACAGUGGUACCACAUAUCCCAGGAAAUGAUAGAAGGUGGAAUAACAUCCAUGAUGUCAGGAAUCAUUGAGAAUGCUGGGCAUCAUCCGUCUCCACAGGACUACAGGCUUCUGACCACGGACCCCUCCCAGCUUAGGGAGGAGGACCUCCCUGGGGACCUGCAGUCUCUGUCAUGGCUCACCUCAGUGGAUGUGCCCCGGCUCCAGCAGAUGGCUGAUAGCAGAGGCCUCAGUAACGGCCCCCCCCAGGGCAGCCUGUUGGAGCAACAGACAGCUCAACUGAGCAACAUGACUGCGAUGACGGCGGGUCAAGGCUCCAUGCUGCACCUCCAGAGCAACAUGCAGCACAGCCCUCUGGGAAUCAGCAUCAUCAACACCCACAGCGGGAGUAUGUCUCCAUUCUCCAUGAAUGGGAUGCCCUCUCCGGGAUACCAGUGCCCUACCUCAGUCUACCAGUCUGCCCCCCAGCAGGUGUACUCUCUUACCCAAACUGGACAACAGUGUUCAACUGGUGGGCUUUAUAGCAAUGUCUCUUUCAACAACCAAAGUCUUUUCACACAACCUCGUCUGGCUCCACAAGACCAGGAGCUGCAGCCCAAGUCUUUCCCCAAGCCAAUCUAUUCCUACAGCUGUUUGAUUGCCAUGGCUCUGAAGAACAGCAAAACUGGCAGCCUCCCAGUCAGUGAGAUCUAUAGCUUUAUGAAGGAUCACUUCCCUUAUUUCAAGAUUGCACCUGAUGGAUGGAAGAACUCAGUCAGACACAACCUGUCCUUAAACAAAUGCUUCGAGAAAGUGGAGAACAAGACGAGCAGCUCCUCCCGUAAGGGCUGUCUGUGGGCGCUGAACCCUGCCAAAAUUGACAAGAUGGAGGAAGAGAUGCAGAAGUGGAAACGCAAGGACCUUCCAGCCAUCCGCCGCAGCAUGGCUAACCCUGAUGAGUUGGACAAACUGAUCACAGACCGCCCAGAGAACUGCAGGCGUAAGGCUUUAGAGGCCAGCAUGACCCGCCUCCCCAGCUGUCCCUCCGGCCUCCCGCUGUCCGUCCCGUCCCAGAUGCAGCCUCAGCCGAUUGUCACGCUGUCCCUGCCCUGUUUACCCAUGCACCAGCACCACCAGCUCCAGGCCCAGCUCCACGCUCAGGCCCGCCUCGCCCCCAUGUCCCCCGCCCCGGCCCAGACACCCCCCCUCCACACCGUCCCUGACCUCUGUCACAGUCCACUCACCCAGCACUCCAACAAGCAGCAUGAAGACUUCUACAUCGUGCACGGUGAUACGCACACAGAGGUGGACGCACUGGACCCCAGCAUCAUGGACUUUGCCCUUCAAGGUAAUCUGUGGGAGGAAAUGAAGGACGACAGCUUUAACCUGGAUGCUUUGGGCACCUUCAGUAACUCGCCCCUCCGACUAUCAGACUGUGACUUGGGAACAGCCCACCUGACUCCCAUGUCCAACGGAGCAAACCUGCCGCUGUCAGAUGUGCAAGUGACGGGUCUCUACACCGCCUACACCACCCAGGAUCACCUGGCCUCCCAGUAUAUGGGUGCACAGGCCAACAACAAGCCCAUCGCCCUGUUAUGAAGCAGCUGAACUGUAUCAAACAGAGUCGACCUGAU
Molecule: messenger RNA, 1831 nt
Organism: Trematomus bernacchii (emerald rockcod)
Lineage: Eukaryota; Metazoa; Chordata; Actinopteri; Perciformes; Nototheniidae
Gene: foxn4
Product: forkhead box N4
Exons: 10
Coding region: 246-1796 (516 amino acids)
Biological process (GO): regulation of transcription by RNA polymerase II
Molecular function (GO): DNA-binding transcription factor activity, RNA polymerase II-specific; transcription cis-regulatory region binding
Source: RefSeq, a predicted model, not a curated record